GUACUCUUCAGUGGAGGUGUGAAAAGCCAAUGUUUACGCUAGCGAAAUUGCUGAAUUUCAUCAUGUUAUUUUAAAUCACUUUUUAGUCUUAUCUACACUCGUUCUUUUGUUGUAAAAAGUCAUAAUUAUUGAAAUAUGGACGACGCCAAACCGGAUUCACCAGCUGUCACGGUUGCAUCAAAGGUCCAUUUCUCAGAAAUGUGUGGGUUGCUGGAGAAAAUUUCUAAAACGCAAGGAAAUGACAAGAAAAAGAGAAUUUUAAAAGAUUUUAUAGAUCAAUGGAGAAAAUCACACCAGGUUGUCCAUGGAUCAGAAAAAACGACAACAGAUUCAUUUUAUCCUGCUAUGAGACUGUUGCUUCCACAUUUAGAGAAAGAGAGAGUUGCUUAUGGUAUAAAGGAGCACAUGUUUGCCAAACUGCUGAUUGAAGUAUUGUGUUUAGGAAAAGACAGUCCAGAUGCCCAUAGGCUCCUUAAUUAUAAGGCUCCAAAGACAGCUAAAGCAGAUGUAGGGGAUUUUGCUAGUGUUGUGUAUUUUGUUUUACAAAACCGCUGUCCAAGUCGAGGCACGUUAUUCAUCGAGGAAGUAAACGAUUGUCUGGAUGGUAUAGCUACAAACAAUGUGGCAAAAAAGAAAGAUGCUGUCAGGAAACAUAUUGUAAAGUUGAUUACAAAUAUGUCUGCUCUAGAACUGAAGUGGCUCACCAGAAUGAUUGUUAAGGAACUGAAGAUUGGAUUAAGUCAGUCAUCUGUAUUGUCAGUGUUCCAUCCUGAUGCUGAAGAAUUCUAUAAUGUUAACAAUAACUUGGAAAAAGUGUGUAGAAUGAUGCACGACCCAUCAGUAAGAAUCCAUGAGAUUGGUAUAUCAGUAUUUUCUCCAUUUACACCAAUGCUUGGAGAGAGAGCUUCACCUGAUAAGGUUGAGAAGUUAAUGGAAGGGAAACCAUAUUUUAUUGAGACUAAAUUUGAUGGGGAAAGAAUGCUGCUACAUAAAGAUGCUGGUGAAUACAAGUUCUACUCUAGAAGUGGUAAUGAGUAUACUAACAUAUUCGGAUCAAACCAGUAUGACGGCACAUUAACACAGUAUAUACAUGAUCUAUUUAAACCAGAUGUAAAGACUUGUAUCCUUGAUGGUGAAAUGAUCCUGUACCAUCCUGAAACAGAGACAUAUGCAACAAAAGCGAUGAACACAGAUGUGAAAUCAACUAAUCGUGAUGGCUUUCAACCAUGUCUACAUGUGUUUGAUAUUUUAUUUCUCAAUGAUAAAGUGUUAACUAAUCUACCACUAAAGGAAAGAGUUAAAUACCUGGAAAAAACUUUUAACACAGAGAAAGGCAGACUUAUCAUCAGUGAACAUAAGGAGGCUAAAACUAAUCAGGACUGUGCUGAUGCUCUGAAUGAGGCUAUAGAUGGUAGGGAAGAGGGUAUCAUGGUGAAAAACCCCGAGUCUGUAUAUAGACCUAAUACAAGGAAAGGAGGCUGGUUCAAGGUCAAACCAGAAUAUGUAGGAGGUUUAAUGGAUGAGUUGGAUGUACUGGUAGUUGGUGGGUAUUUUGGUGUUGGUCACAGGGCUGGUAUGAUGUCACACUUCCUCUGUGCUGUAGCUGUCCCACCGAAAGAAGGAAAUCAACCAGAAAUUUUCUACUCUUUUUGCAAGAUAGGGUCAGGCUAUUCCAAGAAAGAGCUUCAAGAUUUCAAUGCAAAGUUAGUGGAUCAUUGGCAAGCAUUUGACAAGAAGAAUCCACCCAAAUGUAUAGAACUAGCAAGUGGAUUCAAGGAGAAACCUGAUGCUUGGAUAGAACCAAGCAAGUCUGCAAUAGUACAGAUAAAAGCAGCAGAAAUUAUUGACAGUGAUAGAUUUCGGACAGGGUCAACGUUAAGAUUCCCGAGGGUAGAGAAGUUCCGUGAUGACAAAGAGUGGUAUGACUGUAUGACAACAGAUGAGAUAGAGCAAUUAAAACAGAAAUCUGGUGGUAAGUUAGCUGGUGGUUAUGUUGAACUAGGAGAAGAGCAAGAACCAGCUAAGAAAAAGAGAAAAAUUGUGUCUCGUGCAGUGAGGCCCACCCUAGGUAGUCAGUUCCGUGCUGCAGAUACUUCUUCUGUACAACAGGUGUCUAAACUAUUGGAGGGCAAGGAGAUAUGUGUGAUAAAUGGACCAUCCUCAUGUCCUAAACAAGAAUUAGAGAAGAAAAUUGUAGAAUGUGGUGGCUCAGUGGUACAAAAUCCAGGUAUUGGCACAUAUUGUGUAGUUGUUGAAAAGAUUGUAUUCAGGGUAAACAACAUGAUCAAGACAAACCACUAUGAUAUUGUCAAAGCUGAUUGGUUAAUAAGAUGUCUAGAUGCCAAAUCAUUGAUACCAUGGUCACCUGGAGACAUGAUCAAUGUUUCCGAGAAGACACAGAAAUUAUUUCAACAAGAUUUUGAUGAGUAUGGUGACAGUUAUGUUGAGGAGACAACACCAGAAAGAUUGGCUCAAGUCCUCGCUAAAAUACAGGAACCUGAUAAAGUCCUUAGUAAAACAGAGAUAGCUGAAAUAGAAGAUAAAUAUUUCCCUGAUGAGUCUCCAUAUGGUCUUUUUAGAACGUGCAAAAUUUACCUCGACAAUAACUUAGUAGUGGGAGACAGAUCAACUCAUAUAAAAGACAGUAGUUUAGACUUACUGGCACUAGAGUUACGGUUCUUUGGAGCAGACAUGUCGAAUAAACUUACAGCAGAUGUCUCUCAUGUAAUGGUGGAUGAAAGUGAUCUCAGCAGAUUAUCAGAGUUGAAGAAAGAACGCAGAACAAGACAUAAAAAGUUUCAUAUUGUUACACCAGCAUGGGUUAAACAGUGUAUGGAAGAAGGUGGUGUCAUUAACGAACGUGCAUUUGAACCAAUACUUACAUCUUGAAACAUGUCAAAGUUUUAUUCAUUAUUAACAAAGUUGGUUCAUAAACUGUAGUGCAAUUGUUUGAAGACAUUAACUUGCAUCUACUAUUGUUACUAACCAAAAUUAUGUUGUAGUAUGUAUUUUUAAACCAUGCAUAUGCAUAGAUUAUGUUGUUAAUUGUUGAUCAUACAAAAGUAUCAAAAUGUUAACUUUUGAUUAUUUCCAUGGGGCCAGCAUACAUGCACAUUUUUUGUUGUAAAAAAAUCUUUUUCUGUUAUUGUAGAGUAAGAUGAAAAUAUUUGUGUGAAGUAUAUGCAGUAUCUGUCAAUAAUUUGUUAGUGAAAAAUAUCUGUCAAUAAAUAUUAGCAAUUUGUGAACAGUAAUGUUACUUCAUUAUUCUAAUAUAAUUGAGUCAUGCCAGGAAAUUAAAGCAUAUCAAGCUAUACAUUUGCUGUCUGAGGGUUGUAAAAUUAUCGUUUAUUUGUGAUUAAAAUGAUUACAGAAUACCAUAGAAUGAAAGAAAAUUUGUCAGUAUCUCUUAUUCAAAGUCAGUGGUGGGAUCAUCGCCAAAUCUACUUAAGAUAGGAGCAGAAUAUUUUGUUACAGAACUUUUUAUUUAGUUUAGGAAAAAUACUCUUUUACGAGUAUAUUAAAAUUACAUAGAAAUUCUAUAGCUUUUAAGAAACCAGCAUUAAGCUAUGAAAAUUACCAUUUUACUGUUUUUGAGUUUUUAUAAAAUAUUUCAACAGAUAUAGCUUUAUACAUGUUAAGGCAGCUAAAUUUUGAUGAUUUAUUAUUUUUAUUAGAAAUUAAAUGUAUUACAUGUACUUACUAGAGAUUAGAAAAAUCUAAAAUGGUACUUAAAGUAGAAUUGUUUUUAAUAUUCAUGUGCCAUCUCUUAUUUAUUUUCCUUUAAUAAAUUAUUUAUAAAACUUUA
This is a messenger RNA of Ruditapes philippinarum (Manila clam), 3805 nucleotides long. Its product is annotated as DNA ligase 4-like. Gene Ontology annotation, biological process: nucleotide-excision repair, DNA gap filling; DNA recombination; double-strand break repair via nonhomologous end joining. Gene Ontology annotation, molecular function: DNA ligase (ATP) activity; DNA binding; ATP binding. The transcript has 20 exons. The record is from RefSeq and is a predicted model, not a curated record. Bases 136 to 2889 code for a protein of 917 amino acids. Gene Ontology annotation, cellular component: DNA-dependent protein kinase-DNA ligase 4 complex; DNA ligase IV complex. NCBI's taxonomy places the organism in Eukaryota, Metazoa, Mollusca, Bivalvia, Venerida, Veneridae.